GUUUAUUCAACCAUUUUUAGUAUCUUUCAAAAACAUCUGGUCUCUUUCGCUUCCGCACGAUUUUUCCCUCUUUUCCGGUCAACUGACAGACCUUAGCAACCGCCAAGAUGAGGAAAAUUAUGAAGCAGGGCAAGAUCGUAAUCGUCCUUAGCGGACGUUACGCUGGUCGCAAGGCCAUCAUCGUCAAGACCUCCGACGACGGCACCCCGGAGAAGCCUUUCGGCCACGCUCUGGUUGCCGGCAUCGAUCGCUACCCGCGCAAGGUUACCAAGAAGAUGGGCAAGAACAAGCUGAAGAAGAAGUCCAAGGUUAAGCCCUUCCUGAAGAGCCUUAACUACAACCAUCUGAUGCCCACCCGCUACACCGCGCACGACAUCAGCUUCGAGAAGCUGUCGCCCAAGGACCUUAAGGAUCCCGUCAAGCGCAAGACGCACCGUUUCCAGACCCGCGUCAAGUUCGAGUCCGUCUACAAGGAGGGCAAGAACAAGUGGUUCUUCCAGAAGCUGCGUUUCUAAGCUGGAUUUUCUGGUGUCUGGAUUCCCGUCGCUUUUUUUAAGGUUUAAAUAAACAAAGAAGUAAUUCUGAUAAAACUGA
Messenger RNA from Drosophila kikkawai, 594 nucleotides. RefSeq names its product ribosomal protein L27 (gene RpL27). Gene Ontology annotation, cellular component: cytosolic large ribosomal subunit; ribosome. NCBI's taxonomy places the organism in Eukaryota, Metazoa, Arthropoda, Insecta, Diptera, Drosophilidae. The record is from RefSeq and is a predicted model, not a curated record. Gene Ontology annotation, molecular function: structural constituent of ribosome. Gene Ontology annotation, biological process: translation.